AUGAAGUUCACCUGGGCGACAGCACUUCUUUUACUCUCUACGAGGGUCGCGUCCCUGACCAUCCCUCAAACCGAGAUUAUCGAUCUCACUGAACGAGAUGCGGACUUCCUGGACCCCCAAGACCCCUCUGAUUUCAUAACGCUUGAAAAAAGGCGCGGGGGUGGAGGCCGAGGCGGAAGCAGUGGCUCAUCCAGCAGCGGCUCGUCCAGUGGCUCUUCCGGCAGUGGAGGAAGCAGCGGCGGCCGUACUGGCUCUUCUGGCUCAAGCAGCGGGAGCACGGGGAGCACGGGGAGCAGUGGAAGCAGUGGAAGCAGUGGAAGCAGUGGAAGCAGUGGAAGCAGUGGCAGUCGCAGUGGAUCAUCCAGCAAUGUCGGUGGUACGACCAGCGCUGGCUCCGGCACUCGCGCAACCUAUGGCGGAGGCAACUACUACGCCGGCGGCGCAACCGUCCCUUACAAGUCUGGUUCUCGAUCCCGCGGAGGCAUCGCCCCCUACUUACUGGGAGGAGCCGCACUAGGCUUCUUCCCGGGUCUCUGGCUGUACGGCGCUUUCGCUUACCCCUACAGCAGUCCAUACCGUUACUACGACCAGAAUAACAACAAGAACGAGUCGCUUCCGGUCGUCUGCGUUUGCCAGGAGUACUCAGAAUGUGGAUGCGAUAACAACAACAAUCAAACCUACUAUGAGUCCCUCUUCAACGGCACCGUGCCCAAGAACUCGAGUCUGGUGCGUGUGGUCGAUGUGAAUGGUACACAGACCAUCUACAUCAACGGCACAUUGCCCAAUGGCACCACUGCCGCCGAUGGAAGCAAGGAGACAUCCUCGGGCUCAGGGCCUGUUGUCGCGGUCAUGCACGCUAGCGGGUACUGGGUCACCGUCGCUCUAGUGGCGGCCGCCGUGUGGGGACUCUAA
Molecule: messenger RNA, 912 nt
Organism: Penicillium paradoxum
Lineage: Eukaryota; Fungi; Ascomycota; Eurotiomycetes; Eurotiales; Aspergillaceae
Exons: 1
Coding region: 1-912 (303 amino acids)
Source: RefSeq, a predicted model, not a curated record